This is a messenger RNA of Eucalyptus grandis, 486 nucleotides long. Its product is annotated as glycine-rich protein 23-like. Lineage: Eukaryota; Viridiplantae; Streptophyta; Magnoliopsida; Myrtales; Myrtaceae. The transcript has a single exon. The coding region runs from base 1 to 486 and encodes 161 amino acids. The record is from RefSeq and is a predicted model, not a curated record.
AUGACGGUCUCCAAGUUGGUUCUUGCUGGUGUGCUCUUGAGUGCUCUUGUUUGCUCCAUCAGCGCUAGGAAGCUUGCGGGCGCGAGGCCUGAUCCUUUUCAGGACGAGAAGACAUUCUUCCGCGGCCCUAGGUAUGGCAUCGGCGUUGGCCUUGGCAAUGGAGGUGGUGGCGGUGGUUUCGGAGGCGGAGGUGGCUUGGGCAGUAGCGCUGGUUUAGGUGGCGGUGCUGGCUUGGGAGGAGGCGCUGGCACCGGUGGUGGUUUUGGUGGAGGCGGUGGAGGAGGUUUCGGGGGAGGAGGUGGAGGAGCAGUCGGUGGCGGGUUCGGCGGUGGAGCUGGCGGAGGGUUCGGAGGAGGGGCAGGGGCAGGGGUGGGGGUAGGCGGGGGUGGUGGUGGAGGAUUUGGAGGCGGCGGCGGGCUUGGCGGCGGAGCUGGAGGAGGGUUUGGCGGAGGUGCCGGUGGCGGCUUUGGAGGUGGAUUUCCCUGA